Messenger RNA from Aphanomyces invadans, 6770 nucleotides. RefSeq lists its product as hypothetical. The transcript has 31 exons. The record is from RefSeq and is a predicted model, not a curated record. Gene Ontology annotation, molecular function: protein binding. Bases 12 to 4706 code for a protein of 1564 amino acids. NCBI's taxonomy places the organism in Eukaryota, Oomycota, Saprolegniomycetes, Saprolegniales, Verrucalvaceae.
GAAAGGACACAAUGCGACAGCUCGCGGCGGUGUGCGCGGCGGUGACCUGCAAGUCCCUUGCUAGUGUGUUCGCUGCAGACCCAUGCACCUCGUAUCCGUCGCUGACGGUCACUCCCCCGACCUGCACUGCUGUCCAAGUGGGGUCCAACACGCCUCAUGUCUCCCACACAUCUUCGAUCUUGUCAAGUUGGAUUGUAAUCGUCGGGGGCUAUGCUAUCAGCACAGGACAGCCCGUGACGACCAACACUGUCAUGUUGUUCGACCCAGCUGCCAUCCCUGCAUCUGUCGUCAUCCCAACGUUGUCGGUGGGAUAUACUGUCCCCAAACUCAUCCCAACGAGUGUACAACCAGGGUCACGAGCCGAGCACUCAUCCAUUGUCUGGGACGAUGCGAUUGUCAUCUACGGUGGCCAAAACACUGACUUCAUGAACGACAUGUGGCGACUGUGCGUGGGCAGUAGCGGAAGCUCUGGACGAUGGGACGAAGUCACUCCCUCGAUGGGUUUUGUUCCCUCUGCGCGGAAAGGCCACUCGGCUCUGGUCUACGCCACCAACAGCACAACCAUGGUCGCGAUGGUGUUUGGCGGGAUGCUCGGCACGACGUAUCAAGACACGAACGAUCUCUACUUCACGAUCAUCUCCAAGUCCGCGGGCUCGACAGCGUGCCAGACCACUCGCCCGAUCGUGCUGUGGCAACGUGUCACGACUGUCACAAAUAGCACGGGGGGACGUCCGUCCCCGCGAUCGUACCAUACAAUGGUGCUGAAUCCCUCGAGCUCCGCUUCGCGCUUUUCAAACUGCGCGAUCGUCUAUGGCGGCCAGUCCACGGUCGACAACACAAUCAUGGACGACAUGUGGUCCCUGUGCCCCGAGCCAUCGACGCCAUCGAAUACUCCCGUCGAGCAGCAAACGUUCGUGUGGACGCAACUGGCUCCUUCCGGGACCAAGAUGCCGUUCCCUCGCUUUGGCCACGCAGCCAUCGUCCCCAUUCCGAACCGAUUUAUCAUUUGGGGAGGCUCCUAUCGCUUUCCCAACGAUUACCUCAACGACGCCUGGGAAUACGAUUUGUACUUGCAACGAUGGAUUGCCCUGGCACUGGUUGUGGACGGCGCCACACCAAUCUCCCCUCGCCGGUUUCACUCGGCCACGUACACCGCCCAGCGCCAGCUCAUUCUACUCGGGGGUCUCGAUCGAUAUUCUCUCAAGGAUUCGUCGGCGAUUCAAUGCACGUACACGUCGUCGCAGUGUGCGGCUGGGUCGGUGGCCAUGUUUUGCAAUGCAACCGAUGAAAUUGUCUGCCAGCCGUGCCCCGCGGGGUAUUUUGCCGCCGAAGGGGCGAGACAGUGCGGUGUCUGCCCGUCAGGCACGUACUCGACAGACGGGUCGGCGAAUUGCACCGACUGCCCCAUGGGGACGUACAAUGUGCAGUCGGCAUCGCCGUCCUUGGCGUCUUGCGAGCGGUGCCCCAUCGGAACGUUCUCCACAUCCAUCCGUGCCACGUCGUAUGCGACGUGUCAAAGCUGUCCUGCAGGAUCGUUCUCGAACGUGGUUGGGUCGACAGGCUGCACUCCGUGUGCGGCUGGGACGUUUUCAAGUGCCAACGCUAGCUUGUGUACGGCUUGCGUGGCUGGCACAUUCAGUGCGGCCGCGGCCAGCUCGUGCUCGAACUGCGCCCCAGGGUCGUACACACCAUUUCCAUCCAUGAGCUCGUGCUUGGCCUGUCCCCUGGGAAUGUACAGCAAUGCGACGGCGGCGCAAUGCACGGCGUGCCCUCUUGGCACAGCGAGCAGUCGAGUCAUGGGAUCGCUGGCGGACUGUGUUGCGUGCGCGGCGGGGUCAUAUGCCGAUUCCUUGGGGCAAUCCACGUGCACGUUGUGUCCCGACGGGUCGGCUUCGUCGGUGGUUGGCAGCUCCUCUCGGGCGUCAUGUACACUUUGCCCCAUGGGCACGUUUUCAAAAGCAAUCAAGUCGACGUGCACGCCGUGUCCUCGCAGCACGUAUGCACACCAAACUGGCUUGGCCGCAUGCUUUGCAUGCCCCGCGAAUACCUUCACCAACGGCUCAACUCUGGCCACGUCAAUGGCCGCUUGCAUUCCGUGCCCAGUGGGGACUCAGUUGCAUGCUGCGUCUGGCACGUGCACGAAUUGCCCUCCAGGCACACGUCGCAACGUCAACACGUCGGGCUGCGUCCUCUGCCCACCAGGGUCGUUUACGGCGACCGAAGACGACGCUCAAGCCACACAAUGCACCGCGUGUUCGCCCAUGCAAGCAUCCUCGAGCUAUGGGUCAUCGUCGUGCGAUGGUUGCACCCUUGGAACGUACUCAUCGAACCAGUGGAGCACGUGUUUGGCGUGCGCGACGCCGUGCCCCAUCGGCCGCAACGGACUCGUGUGCUCAAAUCAAGGCACGUGCGCUUACGGAGGCUGCACGUGCAACUCAAACUCGUACGGGUUUGCAUGUGGGUCCAUCGUGCAGUUGGCGGCGACGACCACCAGCGGCGUCAUCUACUUUGCCACGUCCAACAACACGAUUCUGUACGAUAACGUGACCAACUCCGUGACGCUGCAACGAGAAGGCGGGUGCCGGGGCGCUCUUAGCGUUGUUGUGUCGACUGGUGGAGGCAAUGCGACAGCGACCAACGGCGGGCUCUCUGUGGGGUGGACCGCCACUGUGACCUUUACGGACCAGCAAGUCACCAAGACACUGACGCUGCCCCUGCACACCGUCACGCAGGGCUGUGCUUCCCUUCGACUCGUCCUGUCUGAUCCGUAUCCAUCGCAAGUAUCGUCCAACGUGUCGGCGACGGACGGCGCGAAUGUUGUCAUUCUUGUACAAGCCACCACCGUUGCCACCACGAGUGUGCUCCAAGUCGUUGCCACCACGACUGGCUACAACAUUUCGAUCGCGGUGUCGAGCACCGCUGCGACGUCGACGAGUGUGACGCUGCCGCCCUUGGCCAUGCCAUCCAUCAAUACGUUUCUAUACUUUGACACGAAUGUCGAUUUGACAGUUGUCCCGCUUGUGCCGGCAAUGCUGGCCGCCCUCGAGGCGCAAUUUGCUUUGAAAGACUGGCGGUUUGCACACAAUAUGAAUGGGACUCCGGCGUUUAUCAACGACGCCGCGGGGCUGUACACCCGCUUGAACGCCAUCGCAAGCGUCGCGGCCACACCGUUCCAUGGCGAGUUCCUCAACGCGACCUAUCUGUCGAGUCUUCCAUGGGCACCGGGAGCAUUGCGACAAGUGGUCGUUUUCACAGCCGCCACAGCGAUCGCGGCUUCGACGUCCGCCGCCAGCAUUCGACAGGAAUGCGUUCAAGCAAACGCAAUUCCUUUGUUUUUCACAUCGACCGGCGCGUUUCCCACCAUGUCGGCGUUAGCGUCAAACAUGGGAAUUGGAGCGAUUCGAUCCUACACGCCAAGCACAUUUGUGACAACGCUCGGACAACUUCUCGAGGCCGAAUCCCCGGUUGGAUUUUACGUGGUGUCGAACCCGUACACGCUCGUCCAGGCUGCGUCUGGCACCCGGCAAGCGGUGACGUUGUCGUUUCGGAAAGCUACAGCGAUGGAUCCAUCCCCGAUUUUUGUCGUGGCAAAUGCCCUCGGCCUUGGGGUUCUCCAACUCACGCUUUUCACAAGUCUUUCAUCGUGCUCGCCCCCGCCAGCAGCCGCCCCGACAUGGCCAGUGUCGACUGGCUGGAUCGCUCCGUACUCGUUAACGACCGACCUUGCUGCCCAGUGGACACUGCAAACAAGUCCUUCGACUCAAACAACGCUGGUUGCACAGUCGUCGCCACAAGGUCCAGGCAUGACGAUUCAAACGAGCUCAAAAGCCAGUUAUGCCCAAAUGGUUCCUGUGCAUCUCCAACCCGCCACCCCGCUGAUUGUGCGCGCGUAUGUAAAAGGCUCCGUCUCCACAGGGUCCAUCGAACUCGUUCUGUACGCAUCAAACGGUGCAACUCGGGUGGCGCUGCCACUGCUGACCGUCAAUCCCAGUCUUCCAGAUUGGCAAUUCGUGUAUGCUCGUGUGAUCUUGAACGACACGACAAUGUCGCUACAGCUCGUCGUCAACACGUCCACGACCCUCCAAGUCGCAAACCUUGGCAUGUACCCCGAGCCAGCGUUUGCAUGCCAGUGCGGGCCAGGAUUUUUUGUUCACAAAGGCGCGUGCCAGCGCUGUCCGAGUGGAUUUUCGUGUGGCGGUGGGGUCCUGUCGGCCUGCACCAAGCAAACGUACUCAUUUGGGGCGUUUGCUACAUGCAAACCAUGCCUCCCUGGAUGGACUUGCUCGGGCGGUCUUGCGUUGCCGUGCCCUAAAGGCACCUACACAACAGACGCGACCACGUGUGUGCCAUGCCCCGCUGGAUUCAAGUGUUUCCAAGGCCAAAAGACGUCGUGUGCAGCGGGGACAUUUGCCCCCGGGAAUUCCUCCGUGUGCAGUCUGUGCUUGCCUGGAACGUAUGCUAGCUCGGGAGGCGCCAAGGAUUGUGCGGUGUGUCCGCCAGGAUAUACCUCGAAUUACCGUCGGGACCACUGCAUUCCGUGUGCGGCUGGAACGACAUCCACUCAGGGGGAGAAGGGGUUUCGGUGCAAGUCGUGUGAAAAGAAUACGUUUGCUCUUGCUGGAGCGACGACUUGCACAAGUUGCCCCAAGGCACAUGCCUCGUGCAAAUUUAUGGAUUUGACGAGUGUUGUGAGUAGGGGUCGAUGACGCUACUUCCAGGGUCCCUAUGGUGCUUGGCCUGUCCGUCCACCUCAACCGACCCCCACUGCCUUCCGUAAGGCGAGACGAACACAGUUGGCACUUAAUUCCACCUUGAGUCACUAUAAUUGCAGCCUCGUGCCAUGCACACCCUGGCUAGCACCCGAACUCGAAUGGCUACCCAUUCCACACCCUGACUCGAAUCGCUCGACCACACAGUUCGAGGCCAUCCAACUCCAACGCUUUCUUCAACGCGUCUUGAACGUCAAAUGCAACGUGAACGACCGAUUGCGGUACGCCGGUGGCCGACACGUCCCGGUGAAAAUGCGCGAGGGGACCGCAGAUGCUAAACAUGCGGCGAAGCGCGUCGCUGUUCGCUCGUUUUGAAACGUUGGACACGUGGACUUGAAACCGAGGCGGCUUUGAGAUUGGAGCCGUCGACGAUGAUGAACGACGUCGUUUGGGGAUCGUAAAGGCCGGCUCCCAGGCGUCGGAUGCAACGGACCGGGACCGCUUCUUGGUCUUGUCCGUACUGAAAAGAUCGCGGGGGAGCGAAGGUGGCGACCGACGCGAUGGAGACUGGUGAUCACGGAUGGUGGAGCCCCCGUUUUGCGGGCCGUAGCAGCUUGGUUUGGAGUGAUGGGCCAGAUGGGCUUCGCGGGCUGGAUCGCGAGGAUUGGACUUGUCGCGUUGAGGGUGCUGGCUCAUUGAACGAUGCCGCUGCAUGUGGCCAAAAGAAGGAGCGAUGCUUUUUGACCGCUUUCGGUUCAACGUAUGGCGGAGGUCUCCUUCGGCGAAUCUUGACGUCGACGGGUGAAGGAUGGACCGUGGCAUGGAUGGCUUGGGCUGAUGGGACCGACUCCCGUAACUGGGUUCGUCUAUCUCGUCCGGACUUGACAUGGACAAAUCGACUACAUCAUGCCGGGAAACACUUUUCGAUCUGGAAGGCGUGUCAUGUCGAUGCGAUUCGCUUUUCGACCGAGACGAGAGUUCCAAUCGAUGGGUUACGCUCAUGGAUCGGCUGGAGUCGUGUGUGGCUCGCUCACGCGUUGGGCGUACCGGACCAUGAUCUUGGCCGGCCGACGUCCUCUGGUUUUCUUUCGGACCGUAAUGACUCCUCGAUCUCUCGCGGGGCCGCUCUACCCGACGAUUGGGGCGGUCGUGGGUCCGCUCUUUGCUUCGGCCUUUCGCCCUGUCGUCGGUCGAUGGUCGACAGUGACUCUUCGAUCUAUGCCGGUCGUGGUUUGACCCACACUUCUCAUACUUGUCGCGGCAUCGACUCUUGGAUCGAUCCCGCGAGAUUGCGCCAUUGCGAGGUCGACUUUGCGACCGAUCUUUUCCGCACUUGUGCCUUGUGUCCCAUCGGCUGUUGCCCCCACGCCGCAUCUUGCGUCGAUCGUCGUCGUCUUGAAACCGGUCAUGUUCCCAACGCUCCGGGCUGUCGUUGCGGCUAGACCGCCGCUCCCACGUCCGUCCCCGGCGGUCAUCAGGGCUGCGUUCGUCGGGACUUGGUUGUGUUUUGCGCCGAAACUUGCGCAUUUUCUUCUCGACUUUGGCCAUCAUGUCCUUAUUGCAUCGAUCGCCGAAUCGAACCUUCAAUUGUCGGCCCAUCAAUGUUUCUCCGUCCAGCAACAAGGCCUGAACCCCUUCGUCCGCUGUGGCAAACGUUAUGUGACCCCAUUGCGGCUGCGAACCCCGCCGAAAGUACCGAAUGUCGCCGCAGUGCUUGAAGAAGCGGCGCACAUCUGCAUCCGUCGCGUUACUGCUCAGGUUGCCCACGUAAAACACGCACAUAUCCAUCGACGGAUGGUAUGGGAUGGUGCGCGACAAGCCAGAUGCAGAGUCAGAGGACAGCUGCCUCGCGUGGGAGUGAGACCGAAGGCGGCGAGAAAAUGGAGUAGUUGAAACGGGCGGUGACCGCGGUCGCGAUUUGGAUCUGUACAACGUGGGGUGCCGCACGGAAUCGGGGCUGUCCGGUCGCACUCUCGACGUGGAUCGAUGGACUCGUGAAGGUGAUACGGAAGUGGGCGCGUGGGAAGCCACGGAUGACUGAAGGGUGCUGGUUUGAGGUGC